This is a messenger RNA of Gadus macrocephalus (Pacific cod), 4444 nucleotides long. It is a transcript of the gene lepr, whose product is annotated as leptin receptor. Gene Ontology annotation, cellular component: external side of plasma membrane. The transcript is spliced from 19 exons. The record is from RefSeq and is a predicted model, not a curated record. Bases 513 to 4004 code for a protein of 1163 amino acids. Gene Ontology annotation, biological process: cytokine-mediated signaling pathway. Gene Ontology annotation, molecular function: cytokine receptor activity; protein binding. NCBI's taxonomy places the organism in Eukaryota, Metazoa, Chordata, Actinopteri, Gadiformes, Gadidae.
UGGAUCCUAAUGCAAAUAAGGUUCAAUUUGGCACAGGAAGCCGGAAUUAUGAUUUUAUACAUCUCAUGACAUGCUUAGCACGCUGGUAACACAUUGUAGCAUGAAUAAGCGAGACAAUCUGUUAUUGUAAUAUUAAUGUAUGUGAGUGUGUGUGUGUCUGUAUAUAUGUGUGUGUGUGUAUGCCUUAAAUUUUCACCAUCACUCUGCAUUAAAGAAGUAUUAUGUGACCCUGUCACACCUGCCACUGAUCAGCCUGUAGUAGCUUGGGUGUUAGCCUUUAUUAGCCUGGUUGUUGGCCUGUAACAGCCUGUAGUAGCCUGGACCAUAUUGGGCGCAGACUGCAAGCAGUAGUAAUUAUAUGGUGUACUUCUUGAUCCUUUAACUAUCAUUUACAGAAGAUUGAUAACACCCUUUCUGUUUUUGACCUUGGUUUUUCGAUCUGAAACGCUGUGUUGCAAAUCACUGCUAAGUAGGAACAUUGAUUUUUGUAAAAUGAUCCCAAAACGCGCAAUAUGAUCAACUGUCUUCUCUUAUUCAUCCUCAUUAUGAUCUCUUCUGUAACCUACCGUUACAGUGGUACUACUCGUUUCAACAUGCUGGGAUUCCUGGUGUCCGUUUUGCUGAUCUUUCAUGGUUCUUUGGGUUUGGAACCAGGACGUGGACAGCCUCCCCAUGGGGAGUUAGCUGUGGAUCUGCCCUGGCACGAUGAGCUGUGCUGCAGUCUGCCCUCAGCUCACCACAAUACAGAGGGGAAUACUGCAGGCAUGGCAUCUGUUGCCACCCCAUAUCAUGGCUCUCCAUCGCACAGAACACAGCCCCCGCGGUGCCGCUACAGAGGUUUGAAGAAGACGUCACAACGUGGAGAAAACAACCAGCCCACUGGGGGUCUCUGCUGGAGCAUCCUGUGUGCUGUUGAUGACAACUGGGAAAAUGUUGUUUGUGAUCUGAACUCUCGCAGCCCACAACCAGAACCCUUGGUGUUUAGCACCACGGUAAUCAGCCGGCAGCACCUGGCCCUGCCAACCGGACAGGCUGCCCACAGUGUCACAAGUGCCGAGGUCUCUAAGCCGGUUAACUGUUCCCACAUUUGUUCCAUCGCCCUUGACAACGCCAAGCGGUCCUUUGCUAUGGUAGCCACUGCUGUGCUAAAUGCCACCAUCGGCCCCGUCCUGCUCCGUGUUCCAGCCCGCCCAGUCAAACCAAGUCCUCCAGUUAAUGUGACUCACACCCAGACAGUUCAGGGACAGCUGGUUUUAUACUGGGAUCCAUCUCAGUCAGCUGCCAGCCCAGAACGCUACAAGGUGCGCUACACAUUCAACAGCACCUGGCCUGUAUGGCAGGUGGUAAAUGUGUCUGGGGAGCCCAGGGUGUUCCUGGACCUGAGCCCCAGGCUGAACUACACCUUCCAGGUCCGCUGCUCCCUACCGGGCCACCCCUAUCUCUGGAGCGCCUGGAGCCAACCUCACCAUAUCUACCUGGACACGGUCAGCUACAUCCCAGAGAAGGUGGUUGCGAAGCCGGGCCAGAACGUCACCGUUUACUGUGUGUUCAACGACCGCAGCGCUAACGCUAGCUCUGCCAUCUGGAGGACCAACAUAAAACACCUCAUCCCCGGUCGCCAGUACAGCGCCAUCAACCGCUGGGUGAGCCAGAUCACGGUGCUGCCCUCCCAGAACCGUAUCUAUGACCUGCUGCAGUGCACACAGGAGUGGAAUAUCCCCUACAGCCAGAUUUAUGUGGAAGGUGCUGUCAUCGAUAUAACAUGUGAAACCAACGGGGACAUCGACGCAAUGACCUGCAGCUGGGAAAAAGACCACUGGAUUACGCUCAAAUUCCUCUCGAGGUGGGCGGAUGUACCUUGCGUUGAGAUGGAGAGGAGGGAGAGUUCCGGGCAGGUGGUGACGGGGGAGACACGGCGGGUGGCCUGCCAGCCAGAGAGGCAGGGCGAGAGGGUGAAGCGCUGCACCAUCCAUCCCCUGAGGAUGAGCUGCUACAAGCUCUGGCUGGAGGUGGACUCUAAGCUGGGCCCCGUCAGGUCAAGGGCCUUCUAUGUGUCCCCUACAGACCACGUGAAAUCCCACAAGCCGUCUAACGUGGAGGGGGUGAGUGAGAGCAGCAAGGUGCUCAGGGUGACCUGGGAGCCUCCGUUACUGCCCGUCGAGGGGGUCCAGUGCCAGCUCCGCUACCACUCACCCUCCACUGUGAGCGCCCACCCAAAGUGGACGGUACAGAGCCCAAUGGGGGCUUCCUGGUCAGAAGUGCGAGUCGCAGACAUGUGCAGGGUCUACGUGGUGCAGGUACGCUGCAUGUCCACCAGGGGCGUCGGCUACUGGAGUGACUGGACAGAGUCUGUGUACUCCGUACCCCUGAAUAGAAGAGCCCCUGAUAAUGGCCCUGAUUUCUGGAGAGUUUUUGAGGAUGAUCCACACAGAAACAUAACCAACGUCACUCUUCUAUUGAAGCAUCUUGCAAUGGAGGAACAAUCCUAUUGUGUGGAUGGAUUUGUCGUUCAGCACCAGACCUCUUGGGGCACCAUCAUCAGCGAGAAGAUAGGCAUGGUCUCCUCCCACAGCUUUGAGUGGAAUCAGGAGGUCCACACUGUCACGGUGGAGGCCUUCAACAGCCUCGGCAACUCCAACAACAACAUCAAAAUGACUUUGGGGAGACAGUUCAAACGCCACUGUGUGGAGACAUUCCAGGUGGAGGUGAUCAACAGUAGCUGCGUUUCUCUACUCUGGAACCUGCUCAGAAACAGCUCUGUUCCCCUAGCUAUGGUAGUCCAGUGGUCAGCACUCAGACCCCAGGACAAAGACCACACCAGCACUGGUGGUGGACCCUGGGCCCGGCUCCCAUACACUGAACACUCCCAAUACUUAAAGGGUGACUUUUCUGACCAUAAUCAGUACGGCUUCACCUUGUACCCUGUGUUUGCUGAUGGAGAAGGAGAGCUUGCAUACUCAACAGCCGCUAGGGGGGACCCAGCAGCCUACAUGUUGCUGAUGAUCAUCACCUUCCUGUGCAUCGUUCUGUUUGUCACUCUUGUCCUCUCUCAGAACCAGAUGAAGAGGUUGGUGUGGAAGGAUGUUCCUAACCCAUACAACUGUUCCUGGGCCAAAGGGCUGGACUUCCAAAAGGUGAACACGAUGGACCACUUGUUCCAACUCCCGGGCGUUCUACCGGGUUGGCCUCUCCUUCUGCCCACCGAGAGCUUCUGUGAAGCCGUAAUAGUCGACAAGAAAAACACCCCUCCGCCUCCGGCCACCGCCUUGGAGCGAGUCCCAACCAUCUUCCUGGCCGCGGGCUCCAGCCCCAACUCCAUCUUCUCCAUCGCCUCAGCCGCCUCCCUGGCUCCAGGCUCAGCCUCUGUGCUGAGUGACCCUCCGUCAGCUGACAGCACCGCGGCAAGUUCAUCCCAGUCCUCCGUCACCUAUACCACUGUGCUCCUCACAGAGCCCUCAGUCCGCCUCAGUUACAACAGCGAAAACGGCGGUGGAAGCGGCAGCUCUAGUGACGAGGGAAACUUCUCGGCCAACAACUCUGACAUUUCCGGAUCGUUCCGCGGCGGCCUGUGGGAGCUGGAGACCUGCCGUGAUGGCGAGACGGGCGAUGUGCAGCGCUCCUGCUCCUACAACUCGGUGGAGGAGUUCUCAGUGACAUCGGAGCAGGAGGAGGACGGGGGGGUGAAGGAGGACAAGGAUCUCUACUACCUGGGGAUGGACUACGAGGGGGAGGAGGAAGAGGAGAAGGAGGUGGAGAAAGGAAUUGGGGAAGACGGUGAGAGGGAAGUGAUGAAGCUUGUUCUGCUUAAGAGUGGCGUUUGGAGCAGUGGCAACUGUUCUGUUGGAUCCAACGUGUUGCUCAGGUCUUUAGAUGAGGACCCAAAGAGGUCUGCAGACUUUGCUCCAGUGUACCUCCCGCAGUUUAAAACUGCACUUUGCACAAGACAACCCAAAAGAGAACCACAGGAGUGCCUGCCCCAAUCUGUUAACUAUGGCAGUGCCUAACUUAACUUUGCCAUAAGCGCUGUGAGUCUAAUUUGUGCUGCUAUGUUCCACACAUUUCCAUAUUGUGGCUUGUGACAUUUAUUAGCAUUACGCUGCAAAUGCAAAUUAUAUUAAGAUUUUAAAAUUACUACAAAUGUAGCUUACUACACUGAUAAUGCUAUUUUUUGGUUUUAAGGGAGAGACAUGUAGGCCCAGGCAUGUAAAGGCAUUUAUUUAUUUAUGAAUAGGGCCAUUUAGACCCAGAUUCUACUGUGCUUUUUCCACAUCCUUUUUGGGCAACGUUGGCUACAAACAAUGCCCUCAUCUAAACACUCAUCCAAGACUAUUCUAGGACCAUUGUUUCUUAGUAAUAAGAGGAAAACAAGAAACCGAAAUGAGAAGACCUACUUAUUCGUAUAGGUAGGUUUGGAUUUAUAUGAAUACAUUUGGAAUGUAAAUGG